This is a messenger RNA of Callithrix jacchus (white-tufted-ear marmoset), 1283 nucleotides long. RefSeq names its product olfactory receptor 8S1-like. Gene Ontology annotation, molecular function: G protein-coupled receptor activity; olfactory receptor activity. Gene Ontology annotation, biological process: G protein-coupled receptor signaling pathway. The record is from RefSeq and is a predicted model, not a curated record. Gene Ontology annotation, cellular component: membrane. NCBI's taxonomy places the organism in Eukaryota, Metazoa, Chordata, Mammalia, Primates, Cebidae.
CUGAAGGCAAUGAGAAACCACAGUGUUGUCCCCGAGUUUGUCCUUCUUGGGCUGUCUGCUGGCCGCCAGACUCAGUCUCUGCUCUUCGUGCUGUUCCUGGUGAUUUACCUCCUGACUGUCAUAGGGAACCUGCUGCUGGUGCUGGUGAUCAGUGCUGAUUCUUGCCUCCACACACCCAUGUACUUCUUCCUGGGACAACUGUCCUUCUUGGAUCUCUGCCAUUCCUCUGUCACUGUACCUAAAAUGUUGGAGAAUCUCCUGUCUGAGAAGAAAACCAUAUCAGUAGAGGGCUGCAUGGCGCAGGUCUUCUUCGUGUUUGCCACUGGGGGCACUGAAUCCUGCCUGCUUGCUGUGAUGGCCUAUGACCGCUAUGUUGCCAUCAGCUCUCCUCUGCUCUAUGGCCAAGUGAUGAACAGACAGCUGUGUGCAGGGCUGGUGGGGGGCUCAUGGGGCUUGGCUUUUCUGGAUGCCCUCAUCAAUAUCCUUGUAGCUCUCAAUUUAGACUUCUGUGAGGCUCAAAAUAUCCACCACUUCAGCUGUGAGCUGCCCUCUCUCUACCCUUUGUCUUGCUCUGAUGUGUCUGCGAGUUUUACCAUGCUGCUCUGCUCCAGCUUCCUGCAUUUCUUUGGAAAUUUUCUCAUGAUAUUCUUGUCUUAUGUUUGCAUUUUGUCCACCAUCCUGAGGAUCAGCUCCACCACAGGCAGAAGCAAAGCCUUCUCCACCUCCUCCUCCCACCUCACUGCAGUGAUUUUCUUUUAUGGCUCUGGAUUACUUCGCUAUCUCAUGCCAAAUUCAGGGUCCAUUCAAGAGUUGAUCUUCUCCUUGCAGUACAGUGUGAUCACUCCCAUGCUGAAUCCCCUCAUCUACAGCCUGAAGAACAGAGAAGUGAAGGCAGCUAUGAGAAGAACAUUGAGAAAAUAUUUCUAGUGUUUCAAUAGACGUAUGAAGUCAGAAUGACAAGGGAAUGGGAUAGAUCUGCGGUAAGCAGUGCCUGGAUACUAAGAGAAUUCAUUGAUAUCAAGAUCUCCAAGGCCCUUUUCUGAAAAAUACUUAAGAAAUGGUAGAAAAUUUACCUUUUCUGAAAAAUAUUUAAGAAAAGGUGGAAAAUUGUUUUCAUGGGAUGAUACCAGUUCAGUCCUAGUCAGAGGAAGAUGGCUAAGAUAAACCUCUUGCUUAGCAAUUUUUUCUUACAAAGAUAUGUAUGUAUUAUUCACAGUAUGGUAAAUAUUGCUAUCAUCUGCUCAGCUUAUCUCUACCAUUCUUCUAAUAACUGAACUCCACAG